Molecule: messenger RNA, 1665 nt
Organism: Lampris incognitus (smalleye Pacific opah)
Lineage: Eukaryota; Metazoa; Chordata; Actinopteri; Lampriformes; Lampridae
Product: tyrosinase-like
Exons: 7
Coding region: 1-1665 (554 amino acids)
Biological process (GO): pigmentation; melanin biosynthetic process
Molecular function (GO): tyrosinase activity
Source: RefSeq, a predicted model, not a curated record
AUGCUGCAAGGACUCCACUUCCAAGGUCCCCUGUGGUCCUGGUGGAUUUUCCUGCUGUGUCUAAUGCUUCCCAGAGUCCUGCAGGCUCAGUUUCCCAGGCCUUGCAUCACCUCAGAGGCUCUGGAGAGCCGCACAUGUUGCCCACUCUGGAGGGGGUCUCCCUGUGGCUUCAAAUCAGGGAGAGGGGUCUGUGCACCCCAUCCUGCUAAGGACCUCCCCAGACCAGUCGACUACAGGGUAAACUGGCCUCGUGCAUUCUUUGAUUCAGUCUGCACAUGCCAGGGAAACUAUGAUGGGUUUGACUGUGGUCAGUGCCUGCCGGGUUGGAAGGGACCCCUGUGCAUGCAACGGCACCACAUUGAGAGGAAAGAGAUAACAGACCUGACUGAUGAGGAGAGAGAGACCUUUCUUUCCAGCCUGGACAAGGCGAAAUGGACCUUGAGCGACCGUUAUAUGAUCCUUACCAGCAGCAACACCACAGUGGAGGGAAAUAAUGCAUUUCACAACACAAGCGUGUAUGACCUGUAUGUAUGGAUGCACUACUAUUCAGCCAAGAGUUACGUUCGUUCUGGGAACAAUGCAGCCCAUCGAGGUCCAGCUUUUGGCUUCUGGCACCGUGUGUUCCUACUCUUCAUUGAGAGGGAGAUUAGGGAACUGACAGGGGACCAGGACUUCUACAUUCCCUACUGGGACUGGACCAGGACCAACAGCUGUAACAUCUGCACCAACCAGUAUCUUGGGGGAGUUGCCCCAGAUGGACACAUUGACGGUGCUUCACGUUUCUCAAAGUGGGAGACGAUAUGUCCAUUCCAGGAGUCUCUUAGCAUAAUCUGUAUGGAUCUGAAUGACUCUGGACCUAAGUAUCUGACCCGCAACCCUGGCAAGGACCCUGUGUUUUCGACACUACCUACUGCUGGGGAUGUUCGGGACAUUAUGUCAGCGGAGACCUUUGACACCCCACCAUUUAACAGACAGUCCAGGAACAGCUUCCGGAACAAGCUAGAAGGAUUUGACAUUCCCCAGGACUCUCGCCACCUGAACGCCUCAAUGCACAACUUAAUCCACAGAUAUUUAAAUGGAACCAUGUCUCUGGUCCCGAUUGCAGCCAACGACCCUGUAUUCAUGCUGCACCACAGCUUCAUUGACAAGCUUCUUGAGACUUGGCUAAGGGAGCACGGCGGCGCUACCUACCCCGACAGUGAGCAGGUUCAUCCAGCCCAGAGAGCGCAGGCCUACAUGGCCCCCUUCUUUCCCCUCCGGACCAACAGCUUCUACUGGGGUAAACCCGCCCAAAGCUUUGGCUACAGUUACAAGGAACACAGCCUCCGCCACACCGAAACCGGAGAAAGUGUGCGAAGAGGAGCCGCAGAAAGUGCAGAGGAUAACACAGCUGGCGGGGUUCAGUGGCUUUGGCCUGUUCUGGGCACGCUGGGUGUGGUUGUACUCUGUGUCAUGGUGGUGACCGCUCCGGGCCAGGGUGUUAACCCUCUGUAUGCAGUCUGGGUCAAAAAGAGGAACGAGCACUCUGACGCGUCGUCGCCGACUUCACUCGCCACGCUGGAGACUCUGUCCGAAAAUGUGAAACCCGGACCCGCCAUGCAGGGGGGAGAGAACUCGGAGCACCCCAUCGACAACGAGAACUUCAGCGUGAACAGCGGUUGCUAA